Molecule: messenger RNA, 1032 nt
Organism: Colletotrichum truncatum
Lineage: Eukaryota; Fungi; Ascomycota; Sordariomycetes; Glomerellales; Glomerellaceae
Product: methyltransferase domain-containing protein
Molecular function (GO): methyltransferase activity
Source: RefSeq, a predicted model, not a curated record
AUGAGUACCCCAGAACCCGUCCAGCCACCCGCUGUCAUCGAAGCCGAUCCGGACACGGCUGGAGAUGUCGAAAGCCGCGGCGGCGACGCCGGCGGCUCAGACUCCGACUCCUCUCUCGGUGCCGAGCUGUCGUCCUCCACUGCCUCUUUACAUAGCAGCAUUCUGAAAUACCGCGAAGAAAACGGUCGAACAUACCAUGCGUACAAGGAUGGCGUCUACCUCAUCCCUAACGAUGAGCCAGAGAACGAGCGCCUGGAUCUGCAACAUCACCUUUUCCUCCUUACCUUCGAUGACAAGCUGCACCUUGCGCCCUUGUCUUCCGAAAACCCCCCCAAGCGCGUGUUGGAUAUUGGAACCGGCACCGGGAUAUGGGCGACAGACUUCGCGGAACAGUACCCCGAGUCACACCUGAUCGGCAUAGAUCUUUCUCCCAUCCAACCGGCGUUCGUGCCCCCGAACGUGAGCUUCCAGAUCGAUGACAUUGAGGAGGAAUGGACCUUUUCCCAAAAGUUUGAUUUUGUGUAUAGUCGCAUGAUGACGGCCGCUAUUGCAGAUUUCCCAAAAAUGUUUCGGCAAUCCUACGAAAACCUGAACCCCGGAGGUUGGAUUGAGAUCACAGACAUCGCGCCGAUUACAUCCGACGAUGGCACGCUGGGGGAGGAUACGGCGCUUUAUCGAUGGGCUGAUCAGCUUCUGAAAGGAACACAGGCGAUUGGAAGGCCGUUCGACGGAGCUAAGCUGUAUAAAAAACAGCUUGAGGAGGCCGGCUUCGUGAAUGUCACCGAGGUCGUAUUCAAGUGGCCGCAGAACAGGUGGCCGAAACAUUCACGGUACAAGGAGCUCGGCCUAUGGACGCUGGAGAACAUCACGUCUGGGCUGGAAGCGCUCAGCGUGGCGGUAUACACACGGGUUCUAGGCUGGUCCAAAGAAAGCGUAGAUGUUUUCUUGGCCGAAGUAAGACGUGACAUGAAGAACACUGCAAUCCAUUCUUACUGGCCCAUCUACGUUGUGUACGGCCAGAAGCCGGAAUGA